Bicyclus anynana (squinting bush brown) is the source of this 4700-nucleotide messenger RNA. It is a transcript of the gene ltl, whose product is annotated as leucine-rich repeat-containing G-protein coupled receptor 4. Gene Ontology annotation, molecular function: protein binding. Bases 59 to 2023 code for a protein of 654 amino acids. The transcript is spliced from 8 exons. NCBI's taxonomy places the organism in Eukaryota, Metazoa, Arthropoda, Insecta, Lepidoptera, Nymphalidae. The record is from RefSeq and is a predicted model, not a curated record.
CUGUCGACUGCCGACUGCGUACGCGCAGUAUCGCGACCAGCCCCGACCCGCGCGCACGAUGACCGCGUUAGCGCUCGCCGCCGCGCUGCUGUGUGCCCUGGCCGGCCGCCUCGGCACCGGCGCCAGCUUCCACUGUGCCAUGCGCCGCGAAAUCUCCCCCUGCACUUGCCGAAGGGACGACGUCGGCACCGGCGCCAUCCUCGUCAUCUGCCAGCGCAUCAGCACCUACGAGGACAUCGCUCGAGCCCUCACCAGCAAGUUCAGCCCCGAGACCAAGAUAGGUCUCGACAUAUCCUACUCCCAGCUCCCGGACUUCUCCGACCACAGCUUCCGGGAACUCGGCCUGUCUAUAACGAAGCUGAAACUCAACUACGACAAUCUAAGUGACUUAAAGGAGAGCGUUUUCACGAAGUUGGACCUACUCGAUUACUUCAGUUUGGCUGACAACUCUUUGACGGAAAUGCCGAGACACGUGCUCAGACAUAUGCCGCACGUCAAGACCCUUGACUUCUGUAGGAACAAGAUUACCAAACUGGCGGAGGAGGAUUUCAAAGAUAUUCAAGAACUGGAACACCUGGUGGUAGCAGACAAUCAAAUUUCAAAAAUUGAAAAGCAUGCGGUACCAAAAGGCUUAAAACACGUUCACUUAGGAAUCAAUAAGCUAAGCUCUUUAAAUGGUGCCCUUCGUGAUCUUGACGAUUUAGAAUGGAUAUUUAUUAACACAAAUCACUUAAAGUCCAUUGAGAAUGAAUUACCUGUGAGAGCCAAAAAGAUCACGCUCAUACACGCUGCAAACAACGAGCUACAAAGUUUACCUAAAGAUUUGAGGCAAAUGCCGUCUUUAGAGGCCAUGUUUUUCUACGACAACCAUAUCAAAUCACUGGAUGGAGCAUUGCAAAAAUCUAAGAGGCUUACAAGGAUAGGAUUAUCGUAUAACAAAAUUGAAAGAUUAGCCGAAGAUGAGUUUGCUGAGACAGAGAUAUUGUCUGAACUGGAUAUGGCGUAUAACCAACUCCGAUCUUUAAAUGGUUCUCUAACAAGUUUAAAAUCUUUACGCUAUUUAAAUUUAACUCACAAUUUCCUUACUGAAUUCUCUUUACAAGAAAUCAAAGGACUUAAGAGAUUGUCUGUGAUAGAUCUCUCACACAACAAAAUAAGCAGCAUAACAGGCAAUAUGAAUUUAGUAGACGUUGAAACACGAGUUUUGGAAUUACGAUUGGACCACAAUUUCAUACUGAAUUUGGGCGGAGCCUUGAUGGGACUCCGUGGACUCUUGACGCUGAAUCUGAGCAAUAAUCAGUUGCAACAAAUAUCACCCGAUGACCUUAUCGGCUUAGAGGACUUACGAUUACUCGAUGUAUCUCACAACCAAAUCACAACUUUGGAGGAAACUUCUAAGACCUUUUUGCCAUCACUUGAGGAACUUAUCGCUCACCAUAAUAACAUCACUAUGUUGGACAAAGACUUCCAUGGCCUGCCUUCGCUGUGCAAGGCCGAUCUGUCAUAUAAUAAGAUUCAAUCAGUGAAUUAUGAAGUUGUUUCAAAAUCAAGAUGUACGAUCAAUGGAGUGCCGAGUAUAUUGAAGAUUUAUCUUCAAGAUAAUCCCGUGUUAUGCGACGAGCGCUUAUACGAGCUAAUGACGAUACUAGGAAGUCUGAACGCGCGAGUCAGUGGGGUCUCCACUUGUGUCACUACGCAGACUUCGGCGCCAGUGCUCAUGAGGGCGCUCAAUGACAUAGAUCCCGAUACACCAGUUCUCGUCGUCACACAGCUGGGCACCGGAGUCCAAGUCGUGGAAGGACGAGAAACGAUACCGUCUCAGCUUGCGUACCAACGCGUCGGCGCGUUGAUCGGGCACGUCAUGCCGGAGCGCGACGGCGGUCUGGUCCUGGUCGAUCCCCCGGUCACGUUGCCCCCAGAAAACACUAACGUGGUGGUCAAAUGGCCCGAUGAAAGGAGAGAUAAUUCUCACCCUCUCGCCGACCAUCUGCGCCUACGCGAUCUGAAUACGUCCCCGCAGUGAAAGUGUCUACAACUGGCGCCGCAAGCCGACGUCUAAAAACUCAGUGCUUCGCCUUAGAUAAUAUGCUUUGCCUUUGACUUAAACUGGGCAAGCCUUCUAAUUCGUUGGGGUGCAAGGAAUUCCCAUUUUGAGCCUAAGCGAUGUAUAUAGGAGUCAUAAUUCAAUGCAACCUUAAACAAUUUGGAAAUCUUUAAAAGCGACAAGCGAUGCACAUAAUAUCUACGUUUAUAUCUACCUAGAAUAUAGUAUCUGAAUGUGUAGAUAAAUGAUUUAUGCAGAUGUAUGUUUGAGUGAUUGUGUGUCCGACGUAUUUGUAGUCAAUAAAUACGAUUACUUAUGUUGUGUAUUAGACUAAUUGUACCUAAUAAAUGAAGUCUCAAAGUCUCAAAGUUUUACUAACAUGUAGAAAUGUUUCACUCUCUUGGACAAUUCUAACAUCGUUGCAAUUUCAAAGAAACAUUGUAAGAACUCAUAUGUUGUACCUAUAUAAAAUAAUUUAUAAUAUAAUGUAAUAUUAUUAAUUAUACAUUAUAGAUGUUAGUGUAAUUUAUAUUGGCAAUUAACAAUAUGUGGGAGAAAAUCAUUCUAGAGACCGGAGACAGUAAGAAUGAUUUUAGCUUCGGGUAAUCUUAGUAGGUAAUUUAAAUACAGAUGUUGUUAAUAUUAGUAUUGAAAUAUUUUAUCGUUUUGGUGGACACACUUUUAAAGAAUUAUUUUAUUUCAAAAAAGUAGUUUUAGGGAGAAUUUGGAUAUUACCGAGCGUCUAAGGAUUUCAAUAAUAAAUUUUAAUAAAAAUUGAUUUAUAGAAAUCAAAAAUGCUGUAAGUAGCACAAAAUAUUAUAAGUACGUCUAUAUGAUUUUUCACGGCAAGAAAAUGGUAUAGGUACUCUUAAGUACAAGAUAGAACGUAAUUCAGAAUGGUUUCCUGCUGACUGAAGGUAAUAUUAAUAUUAUAAUACCAUAUAUUCAGCAGUGGCGUAACUACAAGUUGGUUAGCUGGCAAAAAUCUAUGGGCCUAUGGCUCGAAAAGGCCUGCGAAUAAGUGAAGUAAAGUUACAUUCAAGUAAUACAAAAAAAAACAUUGUAACUUGUAACGGUUCAUUCAUCAACUGUAGGCCCAACAAUUUAUUAAAAAUGGUCCGUCUUUUUUUGAUAUAGCUUGCUGCCUUGGUAUAUGGAUUUUGUAAAUCAUGUUAUAUAAUAAUAGCCGUGCCACGCGGUUUCGCUUGCGUAAAAUCAUCGCAAAUAACUUCAAUUCAUUAAAAAAGUAUUUUAGGUUUGGACAAACAGUAUAAUAUUUAUACUAACUUUAUAAAGUUUGUUUAUUUUUUAACAGUUUAGUUAAAGUCAGAACUAGUUAAAGUUGAAAAAUAUUCUAUACUUAUUUCUUUCAGCGUCAAAUAGCCCAAAUAAGGCUAUAUACGCGAUCUUUUUGCGCAAAUGAAACCGACAAGUUUACUCGUGGACCUCGCAAGUUUAACACGUUUACGUCCCCAUUAAAAUUAUAUUAUGACCCCAUACAUCCAAACAGGUUAUAAGAUAAUUAUAUUAUAUUUAUACAAACUUUAUCAGAAUAACUACUUUACAUAAUACAGUUUUCCAUUUUCCUUGAGAUUUCCGUGAGCCCACUGUGGACUCGUGGACUUAUGACUUAAAAUUCACAUGAACCCAUUUUGGGCUCAUAGACAUGUGAUGAGAAACUAGCGUGAGACCAUGUUAGGCUCACUGGACUAUGAACGUGUUAACUGGCAGGGGACGUUUACUGGUCUUAGUGUCUGUCAUAGCCAGACUAUCCUCAUUUUAUGAAGACUGAAGUUUAUUAGCCCAUGCUCUUACCAUAGGUAAGAAUGGUAGGCAAUAAUAGGACUUGGAUCGUGGUGGCUUUGGAAGGCAGUAGAUUCAAGGGUCACUCAACCGUAUAAGUUUAAAUUUCGCGACAAUCUUUCGAAAACAGCAAUAAUAUUUUGUAGAGAACAUUAAGGGUCUAGCAAAGCAUUGCCACGUAGCUAACGGUCUGGUGACUGGUGAAAUGAUUCCUCAAUAAAUUCUGGAGAACAUAUCAAGAAAUUACGUUUUACACUUGGACAAUUAAGGGUCUGCCUUGAAGCCUAUUAUUACAUUUCAAACCCACACCUCAAACUCCUUAAUGUUUUUAAACUAUGAUAGGAGCAUGGGCUGAUGAACUUUGAGCCCUCCUAAAAUGAGUUAGGUCUAGCCCUCGCAGGAUCUCGUUCUAUACCAUUACAUUUGGCCAUCAUUAUGCCAUCGGAAGGCAAAGCUUAUUCCCUAUAACCAUAUCAUCAGUGUGCCUAGUGGGAGUUUUUAAUAUUUUCAUACUGUUACUAUCGCGUUGACGUAAACGCGAAUUUAUAUGGAAUUGAAACAGUUGUGCAGUAGUGCCACUAGAUGGCGCUGUUUCAAUUCCUUAGAAAUUCGCGUUUGCCUCAACGCGUUAGUAACAGUAUCAAACUGCAACUAUGCCCUCAGUACUGUACUAUCCAAGUCUCCUUAUAGAUUUAUAUUUUACAUUUUUUCCUAUAAAUUAAAAGGUAAAAGCCAACUCAAAACGUCAUGUUCACUGUAUUGCGACUAUUUAAUAGUAUAUCACGUCAUGUUAUGUAUUGCGACUAAAUAACGAUUGUAGUUGUGGUUUGUAAUAAAUAAUAUAUGAAAGAGA